Messenger RNA from Oryzias latipes (Japanese medaka), 1960 nucleotides. RefSeq names its product kelch repeat and BTB domain containing 13a (gene kbtbd13a). NCBI's taxonomy places the organism in Eukaryota, Metazoa, Chordata, Actinopteri, Beloniformes, Adrianichthyidae. Gene Ontology annotation, molecular function: protein binding. The record is from RefSeq and is a predicted model, not a curated record.
UAAGGUUGAAAAGUCAAUAAAACAAAAAAGGAGCAUCCCGAUUGUUCUGCAUCAGUACAUCUCCUGCAAACGGUGCUAAAAAUAAGGCUGCCAUGAUUGAUAUGUGACACAGGCGAGUGAACAGCUGACAUGAACUCUCAGCAACAAACAAAGAGCAAAUAGUUGGCACAUUUACAGGCACUGAAGUGUCAUCCAGUUACCUUUUUUUCUGCCUAAGCUGCCUGUCAUCAUUAUGUGCUGGAACUGUGGCCCACAGGCUUUGCUUCUAUGUUUAGAGGCAGCUUUUAGUGCACAAAUCCAGAGACGCUGUCCACCCCAGACAGAAGGCAUGGAAGGAACGAAAGGUAGGUUUGUUUGACGUGAAUGUGAUUGCAGGUGGGAUGGAACGCAGCAGCGGUUCAGGCUCGGACCAUGAGUUGGGUAAUGACUUGAAGAUCAUCAUCGAUGACUGCGUCUUCACUGUGGACAAAACUGGCAUGGUCGAGAACUGUGAGUUUUUUAGAGCCUUGUUUCAGUCCGGGAUGCGGGAGUGCAGACAGCAGGAGAUCAAGCUGCAGGGUGUGGGAGCCCCUGGCUUCAUGGUUCUGCUGCAGGUACUGCGCUGUGAACGACCCAUGCUCUCCAGUGACCAGAUCACAGAAGCUAUCCAAUGCACAGCUUUUCUCCAGGCGCCUGCUCUCACCAAGCACUUGAUCAGUGUCAUCAACUCUGAAAACUGCUUACUUAUGUACCACACAUCUGCAGCCUAUGGCGUGUGGGAGCUGUUCCACCAGUCAGCUUUGUUCAUCAGAGACAUCCACUUUGACCUGAAGGAGGAUCUGCUCACCCUGCCCAGCCAGCUGCUUGAAUACGUUGAGUCUCUGCUUCCAAGCAGCUAUGUGGCUGUGUGCAGCCACUCCCCAUCCUCUGAGCUGCUUCCAGACAUCCAGAGGAACAUUUUUCAUCUGGACGAGGAGGAGGGAGAGUGGAAAGUCCUCACACAUCUCCCUCGCAGCACCAGCACCACAAUGGCUGGCAUGGCGGUUCUCAACAACAAGCUGUACAUUAUUGGAGGGGUGCAUGAUGUCAGUAAGAAGGUGCUUGAGCUCGGAUACUGUUACAACCCUGCAACCAAUUCAUGGUCCACCAUUCAUGGGCCCCAGCAGCUGCGCUACAAUCUCACCCUGAUCGGUCACGAGGGUUGCCUCUACGCUGUAGGAGGGGAGUACAACAAGACCCUCCUGUCUUCUGUGGAACGAUUCCGAGAGUGUGAGGGGAGCUGGAGUUUUGCCUCACCGCUGGAUUGCCCUGCUGCCUCUGUGCCGUAUGCCGUAGCCAUGACCCGGAUCUUCAUUUGUCUCUGGAGAGGGAAGGGGGCCACAGACAUCCUUGAGUAUGCACCUGAACUGAACCAUUGGCUGCUGGUCACUACACUCACCCACCAAAGCAGUUAUGGCCUUCACAUGGUGGCUCACAGGGAUAACUUGUUUGUGAUGCGAAACGGGCCCUGUGGAGACUUCCUAUUGUGCAUGAUGGAUUGCUACAACCUGAGCUCGGGGCAGUGGACGGCCCUGUCCGGUCAGUACAGCUCCCUCUUUACUGCAGUGAUCAGAGGAGACUCUGCCUUCACCCUCAGCAGACAUGUCACCACAGAGUACACUGUGGACGGAUGUAGGUGGAGGCAGAAGAGAACCAUGAAAUGUUUUGGCAGGAUUGGAUCCAUAUACACGCUUCAGCUGAGGCUUCCCAAAGCCACCGUCUCUAAUGUGGGAAAAAGGCCAGAUGUGGCUAAGAGACAAAUCUUAAGCCCUGAAACCAGCUCUAAAGAUGAGCAAGAAAGAAUCAGAGAACAGAUCCUGGAGGUUUCUCCAUUAGGUCUGUCUCAGUGGAAAGUGUGAAAAAUUAAAAUACAGGAAUGUGGACUCUAAGGUUUUAACCCUUGUGCUAUCUUAGAUGACCCCACCCUUACAUUAACGUGUUC